Molecule: messenger RNA, 3232 nt
Organism: Solanum verrucosum
Lineage: Eukaryota; Viridiplantae; Streptophyta; Magnoliopsida; Solanales; Solanaceae
Exons: 8
Coding region: 387-2483 (698 amino acids)
Molecular function (GO): protein binding
Source: RefSeq, a predicted model, not a curated record
AUAAUAGGAGAGAGAGAAAGAGAGGGGGGGUUUAUGAGAGUUGUUGUAAGAGAGAGUCCUGCAAUGUGGGCAAAAUAGGGUGGCGCACAAAGGAAGAACCAAACAAGACUACACAUCCAUACUUUCCUUUACUCGUUUCUCGCUCCAUCCAUAAUCACGUCUAUCAAGGAAUUUUCCCUUUUCUCUUUAAACUUCCCCUGUUUAAACAACAGAGAGAGAAGUGUGUGUUUGUGUCUAGGGAAAUCACCUUUGAUUAUUUUCUUAUCUCAUCCAUUCAAUUCUGUAGAAACAAGCCGGACCCAUGCUUUUCGAGGAGAGAAUAAUUCAGUACAUUGUAAAAGGUGAUUUGUUGUGGUGGGGUUUCAUGGGGUGAACUCAAAGGUAUAAUGGGUAGCAUUAGUGAUGAUGAAGAAUGUGUAUUUUUUGAUGCCUCUGAGAAUAUUGGCCAAGUACCUGAUUUGGGUUCUAAUGAACCCCAGGUGCUCAAGUCCAGCUCCAGGAUUGGUAAUUUUGUCACUAGUAGCUACCAGUAUGAUGUGUGGAGUAGAAGUCCCAGCAGUGUUAGAGAGCGUCGUAGGGAAUUCUUUAGUUGGAUGGGAGAAGAUCCAGUAGAUGUAUAUGGAAGUUCUGAUUCUAGUUGUGAAAUUGAAAGGAUUAUGGAGAGUAGUGAGGCUGUGGUGCGAACCUCAAUUCUUGAAGACGAAUUUCCUUCUCGCCAAGUUCCUCUACCUGGUUUGUCUGUUGGUGUUUUGGGUUCAUAUAAAGAGUUGGAUUCAAAUGAGACAUUUGUGUGUCGGAGUGGCAAUCCAGGUGGUGGAAGAGAGUGCAAUGUACAUGACCAGGCUGAGAAUAAUCACAGAACUACGAAAUUGGAACGACAGCAACUUGGAUUUGAGGUCAAUGGAGAUGCUGGGAGGAAACUGAAUGUGGUCAAGAGGCGUUUAAUAAGUAGAUUGCGAUCACUGACGUGCAUUGUAAAUGACAAAGGGAGAAGUAACAAUUCAAAGGUUGACAGCUCCAGUGCUGUCCAAAGGUCUAGGGUUCAGAGGGCUAAGGUUCACCAUAGAAAGAAGCGAUUAAAUGAACUCUCUGCACUUUUUGUGGGGCAAGAUAUCCAGGCUCAUGAAGGUUCAAUAUUAACUAUGAAAUUCAGCCUUGAUGGGCAAUACCUAGCCAGUGCUGGUGAAGAUAAGAUUGUGCGUGUAUGGCAAGUGGUGGAAGACGAGAGAUCUGAUGAAGUAGAUAUUCCAGACUUAGAUCCAUCUUGCAUGUACUUCACAGUGAACCAUCUUUCACAACUUGCUCCUUUGGUGACAGAGAAAGAGAGAAUCAAUAAAUUGAGGGGUCUAAAGAAAACAACAGGGUCUUCCUGUGUCAUUUUCCCGCCUAAGGUCUUUCGAAUUUUGGAAGAACCGCUGCAUGUGUUCCGAGGACAUAGUGGUGAUAUAUUGGAUGUUUCGUGGUCAGAGAACAAUUAUUUGCUUUCAUCAUCAACGGACAAAACUGUUCGUCUGUGGCAAGUUGGAUAUGAUAAAUGCCUCAAAGUUUUUUCGCACAGUAAUUAUGUGACUUGCAUACAAUUCAACCCAGUAAGUGAUGAUUACUUCAUCAGUGGUUCAAUAGACGGAAAAGUUCGCAUUUGGGCGAUUAACAGCGGUCAAGUUGUGACUUGGACGGAUAUAAAAGACAUUGUGACUGCUAUUUCCUAUCGUCCUGAUGGGAAGGGUGGGAUUAUUGGUUCUAUAGCAGGCGCAUGUUGCUUCUUUAGUUUAAUAGAUCAUGAGAUUCAACUGGAGGAGCAGAUUUGUUUGGUCAGUAAGAAGAAGUCACUUUGCAAAAGAAUUACUGGCUUUCAGUUUCUACCACAAGACCCAAGUAAAGUGAUUGUUACUUGUGCGGACUCCCUAGUAAGAAUCCUUAGUGGGAUCAAUGUGAUUGGCAAAUACAGAGGCCUAAGAAAUGCAGGAAGCCAUCUCUCUGCUGCUUUCUCCUCAGAUGGGAAGCAUAUCAUCUCUGCAUCUGAAGAUUCUAAUGUCCAUCUGUGGAACUGUCACAUUCCAGAAGAGACUUCUGUGUCUCAACCUGAAGCGGUGAGAUCAUUUGAGUUCUUCUAUAGUGAUGCAUCCAUUGCAAUACCUUGGUCUGGACUGAAAAAUGUCAACCACGAGAAUCAGUGUCACUCACAAGUGCUGAGUCAAAGCUUAAACAAUUUUCCUUUGGGGGCUUCUCCUUUUUUCUCUUUAGGACAAGGGUUGUUUUUAGAGGCAAUUCCGAAGGGAUCUGCCACCUGGCCUGAAGAGAAGCUUCCACUGUCAAGUCCUCGGUCUGUGCCUUCUGCAAUGUGUAAAUCUCAAUACAAGUUUCUCAAAAGUUCUUGCCAGAGUUCAUCCAGUUCUCAUGCCUGGGGUUUAGUUAUUGUUACUGCAGGCUAUGAUGGGCGAAUAAGGUCAUAUCAUAAUUAUGGACUGCCUUCACCACUUUGAGAAGUAUAAUUUCAGGAUUUUCAAGGAAGUGAAAGUUAUCUCCUCUUUUGACACCUGCUUUCUGGAUUGCAGAAACCCUUUGUCAUGGAACUACUCGACAGAGUUCAGUGCUGCAACGAGAGCUCCAUAUGAGAAAGGAUGUUUGACCGGCCCCUUUAGGUACUUACAAGUCAUGUCAGAGUUUGCUUGAAUAUACCUGAUCUUGCCACUAGUUGGCACCUAAUUUUAGUUUAUUAGCGCCAUUCAUCCACCAACUCUGGAAGGAAAUGAAUAUUUUAUGAGAGGUCAACAUAACAUGCUUAUCCAUAUGAGUUGCCUGCGGGGCCUUUCAUUAUUCUACUUCCUUGUUAUCUAAAUGAGAUCAGGGAAGGAGCUAGUGGCUAUAAUUUUCUCUAGGCGAAAUGGUGGGGAACAUCAUCUUUUAUGACAUGCUGGCUGUUCUGAAUGAUUGAAUUGUUGUCUGCCAUACAGUCAGUCCAUUGAAGAUAGGAGUAACCACAGGUUGAUUGUGAGGAAGGUGGGGGCCGCUUCCUGCUGAAUUGGAGUGUCGUAGCAGCUGUACGUGCACGAGAUCUUAGUGUUGAUGUCAGUUACUAAUAUGGUAAGAAUGCUUCGGGGCUGGUGCUCUGCUCUGCCUCUGGUUGGAACAGCGCCUUUUCUGGUAAAAGAGGGAGGUUCAUUACAGAGAUGGUGCUGGUAACAUGGGUUUUUUGGGGGGCACGGUUCUAAACUCGGUGGAUAAUGUGUCC